Gigantopelta aegis is the source of this 4433-nucleotide messenger RNA. RefSeq names its product cofilin-like. The transcript has 4 exons. Gene Ontology annotation, molecular function: actin filament binding. The record is from RefSeq and is a predicted model, not a curated record. Gene Ontology annotation, biological process: cell motility; actin filament severing; actin filament fragmentation. NCBI's taxonomy places the organism in Eukaryota, Metazoa, Mollusca, Gastropoda, Neomphalida, Peltospiridae. The coding region runs from base 1577 to 2008 and encodes 143 amino acids. Gene Ontology annotation, cellular component: cytoplasm; actin cytoskeleton; actin cortical patch.
UGGUGUCGUUAAACAAACUUUACUGGGUGGGGAAGGGUGCUGAUUUGACGUGAGACUUUGCAUGGGUUUUCUUUUUGGUUGUUGGGAGUUUAGUAAUACUUUUACCUAGUCGUUUUGAGAAAUAAUGCAGGAGGUUUCGAUUUUUUAAAAGGUGUUUUGAUAUUUACAUAAGAAUGUGCGUGAGUGCGUGAGAAAUAGUUGAAUUCUAUAGUGUAUACGUCUCUUGCGAAAUACGUGAUACUUUACAGGUUUAGAACCAUAGGCGUACGGGCUCCCAUUUGUGUAGGGGAGAAGGCUGCUUUUUUGCAAUAAUUAAAAAAAAAGCCCGAUUCGGGAUAACGAGACAUAUUCAUAUUAACAUUACUGUCAAUAUCCUGGGUAGAAUUAUGGAAAUCCAUGGUGAAAAGGUUUCAGGCCAGAACAUUUCCCCCGAAUAUCUCUAGAUCUAUCGUUUUUGUCGAACUUUGAAGAUUUACUACUACACUAGGGGGAUGUUGUCCAUGCCCACCACCACCCACCCACCCCAUCUCACCCUCACCCCCCCUUCCCCACCCCCUCACCCACCACUACCACCCCCAACCCCCGCCCCGUCUCUUACGGUUAUGUUUAAAACGUUCUUGAACCACUCCGCGUUACAGACCCUACUCGACACCGAGUAAACAUUUCAGCUGUCUGGUACCAGUAAUCAUAUUUGUUUAAAAUAACAAAAAUCAUAAUUAAAAUCAGCUUUUAAAAGUAUAGACGUAGGCUACAUCUGUCCAACAUAAAGUGUGCUAACUUUUAAAGUAUCUAGAUUUCUAAAGUAAGAAUUCAAUUCAGUUUAUUGUACAAAACAUCCACAACAGGUAGGCAAAACACAAAAUAAUAAAAUAAUGGUCUGGUAUGUACAUGUAAGUAGUUAACACUAUGGAGACAGUCUAGAUAAUCGAGUGUUCAUAUUUUCGUUAAACGUAUUUCCCCGUUAAAGUAUAUCUUUAGGUGUGUCUAUAAUUAUUUUAAGUUGAUUAUUUUCGUUUAAAAGGUUGAUGUUAAUGUAAUAUCUUGUUUGCUGUUUGCUUUUGUUUAUUUAUAAACAUAGGCCCCCCAUGACGUAUAUUUAAAUGUUAUUUAAUAUAUAAACCUUGUCUGUUCUUUAACACUCGAGCUAGCGUUAUAAAUGUUCGUGUGGAAUACUUAUUUUCUUUAUAUAAAUCCACUAAUUUAAAAAGCACUAAAAAGUUAAGUUCCAGUCGUGAGUUUACCAAAUAAGGCGCAGACUAGUUAUUCUUACACUGUUCGACAUCUGCGGCACGUUUCUCAUCACUCAGAUGUACAGGUUUUCGCAAUCCGAUCUGAAAUAUAGUGCGACCUUAAAUGCAACACAAACCAGUAUUGUAAGUGGAAUAUCAGCAGAAGGCUGGCCGCUAAGUCGAUAAAUGGAAAAAUAGAGAAUAACAUUUUGUAUGUUGACAUAGAUAAUGUAACCAGAAGCCAAGACGAACUAUUAAUAGAACAUAGCGCUUUGCCGCAUGUUGGAAAAGUGUACCGGCCGACUGAUUGAAUCUCACCUCAUUGGAUAGUAACUUUCAUUUUCACAAUGGCCUCAGGAGUAGGUGUGAAAGACGAAUGCCUGGAGGCGUACGAAGAAAUUAAGAUGGGACACAGGUGGCUCUACAUUAUCUACAGACUGACAGACGAUCUCAGGAAAGUAAUGGUGGAAGAAAAGGCGGGAUUAGAUAAGUCAUAUCAAGACUUUGUAGACAAAUUAAAAGAAGCAGAAUCUAAAAGACAGUGUAGAUACGCCAUCUUUGACGUGAAAUUCUUUCACGGCGAUGUUCCGCAGCAAAGACUAGCAUUCUUUUUGUGGAGUCCAGAUACAGCCACGGUAAGACAGAAGAUGCUCUAUUCCAGUAGCAAGCAGGCGUUUCUCCGGAAACUGCAGGGGAUGCGCGUGAUUAUUCAAUGCAAUGACGAUACGGACCUUGCCAUGUCCAACGUACUAGACCGCUGUAUUAGCAAGUACAACUGACCCACGACGUCCACCACAUCUCACACAGACGUCAACCAUAACGUGUAGAUGUUUACUGUAUCGCAAUGAGUCACCGUGGUCGUCGCCAGCAGCCAUGCAGUGGCUGGAAUACCAUCUUUGUCGGAACGCGCCAACAUGGAAUUGUGUUUUAUAAAUGGCGGCCGACCAUCAAUGUAAUUAACCAUCCGUCGUGCGUAGAUGGGGUCGAGUUCGUGAGAUCGACAUGGUGUCAGUAAAAAAGGAAUUGUUACUAAUAUAGAAUGACUACAUGAUAAUUAACAAGCAUUGGUUAUGAAAAUGAACCGUCGAUGCGGUUUAGGAAAUUAAACAAAUAAAACCUGAUUUAUCUUGUGUUCAGUCACUGUGGCAUUACUACAGAUUGGCUAUAUUCAAACCUGUGUUCAGCAGCCAGCCGUGGAACAAUAUAAAGUGGUCUCUUUAGACAGGUGGCUGCUUCAUACAGACCAUAUAAUAGAUGAUACUGGAGAAUGUUAUAGCCUGGAUUUGUUCUGCAACAGAUGAUUUGGAAACAUAUUACGAUGACCUUUCAAGAUAGUUGGCUGCUUAAAUCAGGUGGCCACUGGAGAAUAUUUUUGUUUCUGUAUAUACCGCACAAAGAAAGGUUUAUAUUCGGUGUCGUCUGCUUGAGAUUCUGGAAGCACUUAUAAUUAGGUUGCUAUAAAUGGUUAAAGAUGUCUUGGUGUUUUACCGGUAACGGCCGCAGAGAAAUAAUGCAUGCUGAGAUUUUAUAUUUACAUGACAGACAUGUUGUGUAGAAACGCAUAUAGUAAACACGCAUAAACAUUGUGAUAAAACAGUCGAACUUGACUAUAAAGGCCACUCUAGAGACCUCGUGAAAGUGACCUUUACCAGCAGAAACCUGUGUACAGAGAUCCAAUACAUGCAUUGUGUUGGAUUGAGAAGUAAUAUUUAGUCAUUUGCACAUACGAAAUCGAAUACAUCUAACGUGGCCUUUAUAGACUGAUAGUCGGUAUACAAGGUGUCCUUUAUAGCAAGUUUAACUGUACCAUGUAUUUAGUAUGUAAUGGUCCAAACAAAACGAAAAUUCCAGUUUAGACAUGUGGAUUGUUGUACAUUGUUGUUUAUAGAAACUAUGACAAGACCGUUUACAUUUUUAUUGUUAUAUUUACUAUGUGAACUAUCUUUUGGGCUUUACAGACUUACAAUGUUAUAAUGUUAACACACGUUUAUGUAUAUAUAGUUACACGUCAGAUAAAUGAAAUUAUCUUUGUUUAAUUGGUUUGCACAUCACGUUUAAUUAUUUUCUUACUUGUGAAAUGUUUUCCAAAAAUUUACAUUUAUACACAAAAUUAAUAAUAAGAACUAAAACGACUUGUCGAAAUUUAAAUAAGCCAUGUAUGUUAUAACAGUUAAACAUUUAGUUGUGUUUGUGUAUACGGUUGUCAGAAUCAGUGCAAUAAUGUCAAUGUUGUAACGUCAAUGUUGUAACGUCAAUGUUGCUUUCGUUAUUUCACUUCAGAAUGGUAUUGCAUAUAUAGAAGCAAAUCUCAUUCCACCAUCCUAGAAAUGCAGUAGUGAAUAAAACGUUUACACGAUCAGAAUUCUUACUUUUAAAUUCACUGCACUCUCAAUAUUCACAAAAACAAUAUAAAUUUCGAAAUAUAUCUGGAUAACAAAUUUAGUCUCUUUUUUUUUCCAAUUAGUUAUUCCAACGUAUAGUAAAUAAAUACAUUGAAUUUAUGCGUGUCCAGUGGGGAACAUAUAAUAUUAUCGUCAGACUGGUGUUUUGGGAGAGUAAUGCCAUACACAAUACAUGUUAGUGUACUUUUUAAUAUUGUAGCUGUCCUUUGUUAAACGAUACACACCUCCCUCAAUACGGUAGGGUGCCGCUUUUAAAGUUGUACCCUUCACACAUGCUAGAAGCCCUAGAAUUUGUGAGGACAGUUGGUAAUCACGAUUGUGCAUGCACCUGUGUGCCGUAAAACGCAUUUCCGGUUUCUAGGCUACAUGUACACUUUCUUGUACUCGUUGCUAAUCGCCACGUCUCUAUCACUAGUAAAAAGUGAAUUUAUAUGUAUUAUAUAUAUAUACACACACGUUCGCAUUUGUACAUCCACUAACUGGUAUUAUUUUCAUAUGUUGCUUCAGUUUUAUAGAUGUAAGACCUAUACGUUACUGCCAUUGUCCAAACUAUUUUGUACUUCAUUUAUGAAAUACAAAUACCAUAUGUCAGUGUUCGGAUUUGUUGUAUUUAUGUGUUUGUUUUCUUUCUUUCUGUCUGUCUGUUUAGCUGUAUAUAUGUAUGUGUGCCUGUCUAUUUGUCUACUUGUAUGUUUAUUUUUAGUUGCUUACAGUCAGAACAGCCUGCUAUCGUUUUAAUUUCAACCAUACGUCCAUGGAAUUUGAGGAUUCAGAAAUAAAGAAACAUGUGUUAACCAUGAAA